GUAUUUUUUGACUGAGUUGUGUGAGGACAGAUCCCAUUCUGAAGAAGCUGGCGAUUUCACUUUCUCAUUUUCUUUCUUCCAGAAUGGGUUCUGGGUGGGUUCCCUGGCUGGUGGCUCUGUUAGUGAAUCUAAUCAGGCUUGAUUCCUCCAUGACUCAAGGCAGAGACUCUCCAGAAGAUUUUGUGAUUCAGGCUAAGGCUGACUGUUACUUCACCAAUGGGACAGAAAAGGUGCAGUUUGUGGUCAGAUUCAUCUUUAACCUGGAGGAGUAUGCACGUUUCGACAGCGAUCUGGGAAUAUUUGUGGCACUGACAGAGCUGGGGAAGCCUGACGCUGAGCGGUGGAACAACCGGCCGGAUAUACUGGAGAGGAGUAGAGCUUCUGUGGAUGCGCUCUGCAGACACAACUACAAGUUGGGUGCACCCUUCACUGUUGGGAGAAAAGUGCAACCAGAGGUGACAGUGUAUCCGGAGACGACCCCAUUCUUGCAGCACCACAAUCUGCUACUCUGCUCUGUGACAGGUUUCUAUCCAGGGGACAUCAAGAUCAAGUGGUUCCGGAAUGGGCUGGAGGAGAGAGCAGGGGUCAUGUCCACUGGCCUUAUUAGGAAUGGAGACUGGACCUUUCAGACAAUGGUGAUGUUGGAAAUGACUCCUGAACUUGGAGAUGUCUACACCUGCCUUGUUGACCAUCCCAGCCUGCUGAGCCCUGUUUCUGUAGAGUGGAGAGCUCAGUCUGAAUAUUCUUGGAGGAAGAUGCUGAGUGGAGUUGCAGCCUUCUUGCUUGGGCUAAUCUUCCUCCUGGUGGGGAUCUUCAUCCACCUCAGGGCUCGGAAAGGUCUCCCACCACAGACAUACUAAGGUCCUAACUGAAGCUUCUGCGCCUGGAGCCUGAAGUAGUACCAAGUGGCGUAGGCCCCAGACUAAGUAAAGGACAUUCAUGAAGUCAAUGUUGUGGAGUGACUCUUUUUCCAGGAGGCCUCAGAGGAGUCCUGAACUUAUUCUAGAGUUUGUGUUCUGAGAUCAUGCAUCUGUCACCCUAUGCCCUUGUUCCUUCUACUUGUCUGUGUCAUUAGUCCCCAUUUGCAAGAACAGUGUCUAGAAAUUCCACAAAGACCUGACUCCUUUCAGCCCUGAACAGUUUACUUUUCUAUGGUCCAGCCAGCAUCGUAAGUAUUUAUUCUGUCUCUCUCUCUUCCAUCUGUAGUUUCCACAGUCUUCAGAAGACAAAUGCUCAGAUAGUCACUGUUUCCUUUUCAUCAUUUUUGAAAACCUUUUUCAUUGCAAAAUAAAACUGAGAUACACUUCA
Equus caballus (horse) is the source of this 1308-nucleotide messenger RNA. Its product is annotated as HLA class II histocompatibility antigen, DO beta chain. Gene Ontology annotation, biological process: immune response; antigen processing and presentation. The record is from RefSeq and is a predicted model, not a curated record. Lineage: Eukaryota; Metazoa; Chordata; Mammalia; Perissodactyla; Equidae. Gene Ontology annotation, cellular component: membrane; MHC class II protein complex.